Penicillium brasilianum is the source of this 563-nucleotide messenger RNA. The record is from the annotation of a GenBank genome assembly. Lineage: Eukaryota; Fungi; Ascomycota; Eurotiomycetes; Eurotiales; Aspergillaceae.
AUGGUCAAUAUCGGCGAUUCCGCACGUCUGGGCUGGGACGCCGACGAGGAUCCUAAAACGAAGGCGGCUGCCUUUGACAUGGCUGCUAAGCAGAUUUCCGCUGAGAAUAAGGGUGCCGAGCCUGUGGCAGCCCCCUAUGUGCCGCCUCAGACGGACGACAAGACCCCCUUCGAUAUGAAGGAGGCAUCCGACUAUUAUCUCACACCAAGAGCCCAGUAUCCCCGUGCAGCGAACAAGAUGCUGCUCCGCAGCUUCCCACUUGUGCUUUAUUUCGACGCCUUUCAGUUCGCUGAGCUCUAUCUAACCCAGCCAACUCUGCUGAUUGCCAGCAAAAAUGCAGGUUCUCUGUGGCAUACAGAAAAGCUCGAUAAGCAGAUUGGAGGUGCCACAAAGAAGCUUAUCGUUCCAAAUGCAGCUCAUAUGGACUUUUAUGAUGGGCUGAGUAUGUUGAGCUGGCCGUGAAGAAUGUGGUGGAUUUAUGUCUGAGCAAUUGUAAGGGCGUGUGCCCCGUGAAGCCUGCUAGUGUUAUAAGGACUACAAAGAUGAAAUACGCGUUAUUUUUG